Pochonia chlamydosporia 170 is the source of this 990-nucleotide messenger RNA. Its product is annotated as epoxide hydrolase-like protein. NCBI's taxonomy places the organism in Eukaryota, Fungi, Ascomycota, Sordariomycetes, Hypocreales, Clavicipitaceae. The transcript has a single exon. Bases 1 to 990 code for a protein of 329 amino acids. Gene Ontology annotation, molecular function: catalytic activity. The record is from RefSeq and is a predicted model, not a curated record.
AUGGCUCCUCAACUAGUCUCUCGUAAAUCGUUCGAGGCAUCAAAUGGCCACACAUAUUCUUACAUCCACACAGCCGCCACAACGACUUCAAAGCCGACUCUCCUCUUCCUCCACGGCUUCCCAUCGCAUAUUGCGGAUUGGAAAUACCAAAUCGAUCACUUCACUUCGCUUGGUUACGGUACUUUAGCCUGUGAUCUCCUCGGUUUUGGCCAAAGCAGCAAGCCCAAGGAUCCCUCGAGCUACCGCCCGAAAUCAAUGGCUGAUGAAAUAACCCGCUUGCUAGACGCACUGGGCUUGGACAAAGUCAUUGGUAUUGGGCAUGAUAUCGGUUCCACGCUUUUGUCUCGCUUUGCGGCUUACCACCAAGAUAGAUUCCUAGCAGUCAUCUUUCUCGCAGUCGGGCCACCAAAACUAGGCACUCCCUUCAACCUCGACUUCAUCAACAACAUGACCAAGCAGGCCAUGGGAUUCGAACUCUUGGGAUACAUAAACUGGCUGAGCACAUAUGACGAAAAGGUCCAAGGCAUAUUAGAGAAGAACACUUCGAGCGCCAUGAGCCUAUUAUUCGCCCGUGAUCGUCAAGCAUGGAAGGAAUGGUUCCAUCCGCUGAACAUGAUGGAGCAAUUCGUUACCCAAGACAAACGCGUUCCCAUUGGGGAAUGGUACACCGAGGACUUGCAAAGGCAGCAUCUAGAAGACUUCCACAAAGAGGGUGGAUAUACUGGCUCUACAAGAUGGUAUCGCAUGUGGCGCGAUAAUUUGUUUGCGCCCGAUGAGAAGGGCUUCGAGCAGGUUACUCUGACACAGCCGAGUCUCUUCGUCGCACCUCAAGGGGCAGAGCUACAAGAGCAAAUGCUGAGGGAGUGGGCGCCGCAAUUGACGGUUGAGUAUGUCGAUUCGGGACAUUGGGUUCAUCUAGAAAGAGCAUCAGAGACAAAUGCAGCGAUAGAAAGGUUUUUGAGCACAUGUAACUUGGGUUGUGCAACAUAG